AUUACUGGAAAGAAAUUCGUUUGUUAUAUAUACAUGAUUUUGAAAUAUUUCACGAAUAUAAUUUUUUAUAUUCUAUUUCGAUUUUGAAAUGAAGUUGUUUUACGUCUUAUUAUUCACAUUUUUAAGUUUACAGUUUACUAAUGCUAGGCGUAAACGUAAAACGUUUAUUGAUAUGACUUAUGUAUAUGAUAAAACUACGCUACGUUAUCCAAUAUUCAGUAAAUUCAAAAUUGAAAAAUUAGUUAAAGGCCCCAAUAAAGAUUUGGUAACAAAAUGGCUUCAAUAUGAGGAUUUCUCAACUUCUACGCACACUGGUACGCACAUGGAUGCUCCGGCACAUUUUGUCAAAGGAGAAAUUACUGUUGAUGAGAUACCAGCCCGUUCCUUCUUCGGGAAAGCAGCUGUUAUCGACAUAACUAGAAAAGCAUCACUUAGUCCUGAUGCUGUAGCUACCGUUGAGGAUGUCAUGAACUGGGAACGCACAACACAGAGGUGUUUGAAUGGGACUAUAGUUUUAUUGAACUCUGGUUGGGGCCACAAAUGGAACGACCGUGAUGCUUUUCUCGGCUCCUCAAGUGAUGACACCUCAACAUUGCAUUUUCCAGGAUUCUCACCAGAAGCUUGUAAGUGGAUGACCGAGUGUAGAAGUAUCAAAGGAGUAGGCGUUGAUACCGCUUCCAUUGAUCCAGGUACAACCAAAAUUUCACCUUGCCACGGUUAUGUACUAAGGCAUAGAUUGUUUGCUUUAGAAAAUGUAGCCAAUAUUGAUAAACUUCCUAUUUCAGGUGCUACACUUUAUGUAUUUCCAAUGAAAAUUGGUAAAGGUAGUGGGGCACCAACUCGAAUAGUAGCAUCAGUGCGUAUGAAAAAUUGAUGAACGCGAGCUGUUUCGAUAUGAAUAACAAAAAAAGACGGUUCGAAAAUUAUGAAGCGAAAUAAAGUUGCACAAUAAAGAAUUAAAUAUUUGUAGUCUAACUAAACUGGAACCAAAAGAAACUAAACAAAGGAAUUGAAGAGAUUUGUGAAAGACUUUUUGAAAACAGAAUGGAGGAUCUGGCCUAAACCGAUCCUUCAACAGUAUUCCCUGGAUGCGCCGAAAUGGGGGCGGGACAGGGUAAAGCCGAACUCUAGUCUAUAGUCUAACUAAUAAUGGUGCGAAAAAUUGGAUAUACGACGGAACCUCUCGGGAGCGACCACUCUCUGUUCCACAGUAAAAUUCUCAUUAAUGGAGGUUGGUCGCUCUUAGGGGUUACCUCCAUUGAGUUCAAAAUAUUAUCGAAUGUACUUGAUUUUUGCAAGUGAUUUUUAUUCUACUCAGUGUCAUUUCCUUGGCGCGGAAAUGCCACAGGCGUAAUAAAAGCCGGAUCGAUGUACAAAACUCUGCGUCAAUAAAAAUUAUCUAUACUGAUAUAAA
This is a messenger RNA of Parasteatoda tepidariorum (common house spider), 1414 nucleotides long. RefSeq lists its product as uncharacterized. Gene Ontology annotation, molecular function: arylformamidase activity. Lineage: Eukaryota; Metazoa; Arthropoda; Arachnida; Araneae; Theridiidae. The record is from RefSeq and is a predicted model, not a curated record.